AUAUGGGAUUCCUACUUUUUUCUUGCUGUCAUUUUUAUAAACCAGUUAUGUCUGCAACUGGAGAUGUUCACACCUUCCAAGAAGAAAAAGGUUUUAGAAAAAUAUGGUGACAUGCGGGUAACAAUGGGAUGUGAAAUCUUCAGCAUGUGGCAAAAUUUAGGGGAACACAAGCUUCACUUUAUUCCAGCGUUGAUUGGCCCCUUCCUGGAGGUGACCUUGAUCCCUCAGCCAGACCUGAGGAAUGUAAUGAUUCCCAUUUUCCAUGACAUGAUGGACUGGGAGCAAAGGCGAAGUGGCAACUUUAAACAGGUGGAAGCAAAACUGAUUGACAAACUGGACAGCCUAAUGUCGGAAGGUAAAGGUGACGAAACAUACCGAGAGCUCUUCAACAGUAUAAUUCCACUUUUUGGUCCUUAUCCUAGUCUACUGAAGAAAAUUGAGCGGGAAACAUGGAGGGAAAGUGGCGUUUCAUUAAUUGCCACUGUGACUCGCCUCAUGGAGAGGUUACUGGACUACAGGGACUGCAUGAAAAUGGGAGAAGUGGAUGGCAAAAAGAUUGGCUGCACUGUUAGCCUUUUGAAUUUUUACAAGACUGAACUGAAUAAGGAAGAGAUGUAUAUUCGCUAUAUUCAUAAGCUGUAUGACCUACAUCUGAAAGCACAAAACUUCACAGAGGCUGCCUACACGCUCCUGCUGUACGACGAGCUGUUGGAGUGGUCUGAUCGGCCACUGAGAGAAUUCCUCAACUACCCCAUGCAAACAGAGUGGCAACGUAAAGAGUGUCUCCAUCUGACCAUCAUUCAAAACUUUGAUAGAGGAAAGUGUUGGGAAAAUGGCAUUAUCUUAUGCAAGAAAAUUGCAGAACAGUAUGAAAGCUACUAUGACUACAGAAACCUCAGCAAAAUGAGGAUGAUGGAAGCAUCUUUGUAUGAUAAAAUUAUGGAUCAACAGCGUUUGGAGCCAGAAUUUUUCAGAGUUGGAUUUUAUGGGAAAAAGUUCCCAUUCUUCUUGAGAAAUAAGGAAUUUGUUUGCCGAGGACAUGACUAUGAAAGGCUGGAGGCCUUCCAGCAGCGAAUGUUGAAUGAGUUCCCACAUGCCAUUGCUAUGCAACAUGCUAAUCAGCCAGAUGAGACCAUCUUUCAGGCAGAAGCACAGUAUUUGCAGAUUUACGCAGUGACACCAAUUCCAGAAAACCAGGAAGUCCUGCAGAGAGAUGGCAUUCCCAAUAACAUCAAGAGCUUUUACAAAGUAAACCACAUCUGGCGAUUCCGAUAUGACAGGCCAUUUCACAAAGGGACCAAGGACAAGGAAAAUGAAUUCAAGAGUCUGUGGGUGGAGAGAACCACACUGAUCUUGGUGCAAAGUUUACCUGGAAUAUCUCGUUGGUUUGAAGUGGAAAAACGUGAAGUAGUGGAAAUGAGUCCCCUUGAGAAUGCUAUUGAAGUCUUAGAAAAUAAGAACCAGCAGCUGAGAACACUGAUUAGUCAGUGUCAAAGUCGACAGAUGCAAAAUGUUAACCCUCUCACAAUGUGUCUAAAUGGGGUCAUUGAUGCAGCAGUUAAUGGUGGAGUUGCUCGAUACCAAGAGGCAUUCUUUGUCAAAGAAUACAUCUUGAACCAUCCAGAGGAUGGAGAGAAGAUCACACGUUUGAGAGAGCUGAUGCUCGAGCAGGCCCAGAUUCUAGAAUUUGGCUUGGCGGUGCACGAGAAGGUGGUGCCCCAGGACAUGAGGCCAUUGCAUAAAAAGCUGGUGGAUCAGUUCUUUGUGAUGAAGUCAAGCUUGGGAAUACAGGAAUUUUCUGCCUGUGUACAAGCUAGCCCUGUUCAUUUCCCGAAUGGAAGUCCUCGUGUAUGCCGAAAUUCCAUACCUGUUUCUAUGAGCCCUGAUGGUGCCAGGGUAAUACCACGACGCAGUCCUUUGAGUUACCCAGCUGUCAAUCGGUAUUCAUCCUCAUCACUGUCAUCCCAAGCUUCUGCUGAAGUCAGCAAUAUCACUGGGCAAUCAGAAAGCUCUGAUGAAGUUUUUAACAUGCAGCCUAGUCCAUCUACCUCAAGCCUGAGUUCUACUCAUUCUGCUUCACCUAAUGUGACCAGUUCUGCUCCAUCCAGUGCCAGAGCCUCUCCUCUGUUGUCUGACAAACAUAAGCAUUCCCGAGAAAACUCUUGCCUGUCUCCCAGAGAGAGGCCCUGCAGUGCCAUCUACCCUACUCCUUCGGAAACCUCCCAG
Molecule: messenger RNA, 2226 nt
Organism: Pelecanus crispus (Dalmatian pelican)
Lineage: Eukaryota; Metazoa; Chordata; Aves; Pelecaniformes; Pelecanidae
Source: RefSeq, a predicted model, not a curated record